This is a messenger RNA of Parnassius mnemosyne (clouded apollo), 999 nucleotides long. The record is from the annotation of a GenBank genome assembly. NCBI's taxonomy places the organism in Eukaryota, Metazoa, Arthropoda, Insecta, Lepidoptera, Papilionidae.
AUGAGUAAGUGUUCCUUUUUACAAAAUAAAAUCACGUACUUAGGACAUGAAAUUACACCGAGUGGCAUUCAACCGGGUGAAUCUAAGUUGGCAGCAGUGUCACAGUUUCCCACUCCUAGUAACGUUCACGAGAUACGUCAAUUUAUUGGGUUAUGUAGUUAUUUUCGUAAAUUUAUUAAAAAUUUCGCAAUAAUUGCCCGCCCAUUGACCGAUUUAACAAAGAAAAACGCGGCUUGGAAUUGGGGCCGUGAACAAUCUAAUAGUUUUGAACAAUUAAAACAGUGUUUGUGUACAAAACCCAUACUAGCUUUAUACGACCCCGCAUUACCGACGGAGAUUCACACGGAUGCAUGCAAAUCAGGUAUCGCAGGCAUUUUGUUGCAAAAACAAACUGAUAAUUCAUUACGCCCCGUUAUGUAUUUCAGUAGAGUAACGAGUAAGGAAGAAAGCAUGUAUCAUAGCUACGAGCUCGAAACUCUCGCGGUAGUCGAAUCGUUGCGUAGAUUUAGGGUGUACAUCAUAGGCAAACAUGUUAAGAUCGUGACUGACUGUACGGCUGUUCGUGCCACCUUAACUAAACGUGACAUUAUCCCGCGUAUAGCCAGGUGGUGGCUGUCAAUCCAAGAUUUUGAUAUGACUGUAGUAUAUAGACCCGGAGAGAGAAUGAAACAUGUAGACGCGUUAAGUAGGAACCCAAUCGAUACUGUGAAUGUGAAUCGCCUUGAAGUGUCGGACUGGUUUUAUACCGUCCAGUAUCAGGAUGACAAGUUGAAGCGAAUCAUUGAUCAGCUUUGGGAUGGCUCAGCCGCCACUGAAAUAUCCAAUAGUUAUGUAUUCUCAGAUGAUAGAUUGUAUAAAAAGACAUUGCAUGGUAAUCGUCUCGUAGUGCCAGCAUUAGCUCGAUGGAGGCUAGUCCAAAUGCACCAUGAUGACAUAGGACAUGUGGGUUUCCAAAAGUGUAUAGACUUAAUAAAAAAGACUACUGGUUUCCAAAAAUGA